CAGACGAUCAACUUCUGAAGCCCGUUCUCUAAAUCCAACACCUGUCUUUGAAAAAUAUUGCUUUCAUCUUGUCCUUUCCAUUUUGUUCAUAGCAUUGGAGAAGUUGAGCCAGACCAUCUCAAUGCCUAAGAGCAGCAAAGUGACCCAGCGGGAACAAAGCAAUGAACCUGUCACAGAAUCAGUGGCUGAUCUACUGGCCCUUGAAGAGCCUGUGGACUAUAGACACAGUGUCCUAAAUGUGGCUGGAGAAAACUGGAACAAACAGCAGCAGGAUGUGGAGGAGCCUGGUGAUGACAGGCCAGCAUGGAACAACAAGCUUCAGUACAUUUUGGCUCAGAUUGGCUACUCUGUGGGACUGGGCAAUGUCUGGCGGUUUCCAUAUUUGUGUCAAAAGAAUGGUGGAGGUGCCUACCUUGUUCCAUAUCUGGUACUGCUCAUCCUCAUUGGAAUCCCUCUGUUCUUCCUGGAGCUGGCUGUGGGCCAGAGAAUCCGCCGGGGCAGCAUAGGCGUGUGGAACUACGUCUGUCCCCGGUUGGGGGGCAUUGGAUUUGCCAGCUGCCUAGUCUGCUUGUUUGUUGGACUCUAUUACAAUGUGAUCAUAGGCUGGAGCAUCUUUUACUUUUUCAAAUCUUUCCAGUAUCCUCUGCCUUGGAGUGAGUGCCCUCUCUUAAGAAAUGGCUCAGUUGCAACUGUGGAACCAGAAUGUGACAAAAGCUCUGCUACAACCUAUUUCUGGUACCGUGAUGCCUUGGAUAUUUCUAAUUCCAUCUCAGAGGGUGGUGGGCUUAACUGGAGAAUGACCUUAUGCCUACUAGCGGCUUGGAGCUUUGUGUGCUUGGCCAUGAUCAAAGGAAUCCAGUCUUCUGGAAAGGUGAUGUAUUUCAGCUCACUCUUUCCUUAUGUGGUGUUGAUCUGCUUCCUGGUUCGGGGGUUGCUCCUGAGGGGAGCAGUAGAUGGCAUUGUGCAUAUGUUCACUCCCAAGCUUGAUAAAAUGCUGGAUCUCCAAGUUUGGCGUGAAGCAGCCACUCAAGUCUUCUUUGCCCUGGGCUUGGGCUUUGGUGGAGUUAUCGCUUUCUCCAGUUACAACAAACAGGACAACAAUUGCCACUUUGAUGCAGCUCUCGUCUCCCUCAUCAACUUUUUCACCUCUGUCUUGGCAACGCUGGUAGUCUUUGCUGUGCUGGGCUUCAAAGCCAAUGUCAUGAAUGAGAAAUGUGUAAUUGAGAAUGCUGAGAAGAUCCUGGGUUACCUGAACUCCAAUAUCCUGAGUCAUGCACUCAUUCCACCCCAAGUGAACUUCUCCCAUCUUACAGCCAAGGAUUACACCGAGAUGUAUGGUGUAAUAAAGACAGUAAAGAAGGAGCACUUCCAGAAGCUGGGGCUAGAUCCCUGUAUACUUGAAGAUGAGCUUGACAAGUCAGUGCAGGGGACUGGCCUCGCAUUCAUAGCUUUCACAGAAGCAAUGACCCACUUUCCAGCUUCUCCUUUCUGGUCAGUGAUGUUCUUCCUGAUGCUGAUAAACCUGGGUUUGGGGAGCAUGAUUGGGACCAUGGCUGGCAUCACCACACCCAUCAUUGACAUGUUCAAAGUGCGCAAGGAAAUAUUAACAGUUGGUUGUUGCAUUUUUGCUUUCUUUGUGGGGCUGAUCUUUGUGCAACGGUCGGGCAACUACUUUGUCAACAUGUUUGAUGAUUACUCUGCAACACUGCCACUCACUCUUGUAGUCAUCCUGGAGAACAUUGCGGUGGCUUGGAUUUACGGUACCAAGAAAUUCAUGCAAGAAUUAACUGAAAUGCUAGGUUUCCGUCCUUAUCGUUUCUACUUCUACACAUGGAAGUAUGUCUCACCCAUCUGCAUGGCUGGCCUAAUGACAGCCAGUGUAAUUCAGCUAGUGGUCACUCCACCAGGUUAUAAUGCCUGGAUCAGAGAAGAGGCUGCAGAGAAAUAUCUAUAUUAUCCAAAAUGGGCCAUGGGUGUUCUUGUCUCGCUGAUCAUAUUGGCUAUCCUUCCUCUGCCUGUAGUCUUCAUUCUCCGCCAAUUCCAUCUGGUAUCAGAUGGUUCCAAUGCGCUGUCUGUCACAUACAAGAAGGGGCGCAUGAUGAAGGACAUCUCUAACUUAGAAGACAAUGAUGAGACCCGCUUCAUCUUGAGUAAAGUACCCAGUGAAACUCCCUCCCCAAUGCCUACUCAUCGUUCUUACCUGGGCCCAGGGACGACAUCUCCAAUGGAGAUGAGCAGUGUUGCCAAUGGACGCUAUAGUGGUGGGUACCUUAUGGCUACCACACCUGAAUCUGAACUGUGACCAUCAACAAGCAACCCUCCCCUACUUGAUGGGUGAAGGAAAAGAGGCCCUAGAGAAGGAACCUGAGCUUUAGAAAUCCCUUCCCAGAAUUUACAGCAGUCAGGGGUCAGUUGAUGUUGAGUGGUUAUAAAAGCUGGGAAGGGAGGAAGCCUUUCCUGUCCAUCUUUGGGCAAAAUAUCAGAACCCACCUCAGUGAAUAAUAGUAAUAAGAUAUUGCAAUAAAUUUUAUGGGCAUAAGGACAGUUUUAGCCAAUUGGAACUGAAACACACAAAAUAUAACUCAUACUCAAGCAACCAGAGACUGGAAAGGGGAAAUAAAAAAGGCAACACCCAAAUGAAAGUUUUCUUGCUUCCCAGAAGCUCUCCCCUAUCCAUCCCUUUCCUCUAGUUGAGAGCGGAGUUCUUGUCUCAUUCAGCUUAGUAUAUCUAAGCGCCUCUAUUCAUAGCACAAGGAAGAUUUUACCAGACUACCUAUAGUUUUAAGCUCUGAUAAUAGCCAACUUGCACACUUGCUUUGGUGAACACUUCUAACAAGUCUGGGCCAAGAUACAUAUUAGAUUGACAGGACAUUACAAUGCCCAGUGAUGAGGGGGACCAAAACUGAUGGAGGACCAAAAAUUGUAAGGGAAUUGAGGUGAUAAUGUUUUAGUGCAGUUUGGAUAGAUAUGCUUGCUAAUAUUACUUGCAUUGUUCCUCUACCAAAGGACAGCUCAAGCAGUGGGGCAAGUUCAUAUAUGUGCCGUGUGUGUGGGAGAAUCAAGGAACUAUAUGUGUAGGACAGACUCUUUGCCAUCAGUGUAGUGUUUUUUGUUUGUUUGUUUAGAAUUCAUUGUGUCACUCCUGGUAUCACUUAUCUAGCUCUGAGCAGGCUUUGAACUUUGUAGGAUGAAAACUCUUCAGGAGCAGCUACUCUCUACUGCAGCCUUUUCUCAGCCCGGUGCCUUCCAGGUAUGUUCAGCCAAGCGGGGAUGGUGGGAGUUGCAUACUGGAGGGUUUCUGGUUGUGGAAUGCUGCUCUAGAGGCACACUGAGUGUAUGCAAGGGGCUUUCUGCAUUAUUAGCUUUGUGGAUAUUAAAAGCACAUGUUUUUAAAA
Messenger RNA from Sceloporus undulatus (fence lizard), 3395 nucleotides. It is a transcript of the gene SLC6A17, whose product is annotated as solute carrier family 6 member 17. The coding region runs from base 122 to 2302 and encodes 726 amino acids. Gene Ontology annotation, biological process: sodium ion transmembrane transport; proline transport; alanine transport. Gene Ontology annotation, cellular component: plasma membrane; synaptic vesicle. The record is from RefSeq and is a predicted model, not a curated record. Lineage: Eukaryota; Metazoa; Chordata; Lepidosauria; Squamata; Phrynosomatidae. The transcript is spliced from 11 exons.